AAAACUGUCAAACGUCAAAAUCUUUUCAAAUAAAAACAUUUUUCUGUUUUGAAUUUUGGAACAAUUUAUUUGUUUUUGCAUCGCAAGACAACUUUCCUUUAAAGUCAUGAGCACAGACCAAACGGCAAAUACACCGACAGACGGUGGAUUCAUCGCAUUUUCUAACGAUAACCCACCGUCAAAUUGGCGCAAAACACCAUUCAAAUCAACACAAAAUAAUUCUCCCCACCAAAACCGUCACGACCAAUUCAGUCCGUUUCACGGCAGCCCGCAGGGAUUCAGCAGUCCGAUCUAUCAUCAACGAAAUUUCAAUGGAAAUCGCCGGCAAAGUGGAAAUUCGUAUGGAGAUCGGUUUAGAGGAAAUCAGAGUCAUAGCAGAGGGAAUAAUUGGAGAAAUCGCAAUGACAACAGACGGCCCAACAACAAUCGAAGCUUCAACAGAAAUGAAUCGGUUGACAUAUCGGAGUACUUCCAUCCGUCGAUGAUACAAGAUCCUUGGAGACAUCUGCUACCAAAACCGUUCGAAACGAGCACAGUGAUUGACAAAAAUUGUGAAGACACUGGUUCCGAGACAAAGGAAGAAGAUGAACCGGGUGGUGGUAGUAGCAGUAGUAGUCCAUCUACGUAAAAUACUUAUACUGAAAAUAUCGGUAAAAUGUACAAACGUGAGGCUGUAAUGAAAUAAAUAA
This is a messenger RNA of Bradysia coprophila, 689 nucleotides long. RefSeq lists its product as uncharacterized. NCBI's taxonomy places the organism in Eukaryota, Metazoa, Arthropoda, Insecta, Diptera, Sciaridae. The record is from RefSeq and is a predicted model, not a curated record.